Molecule: messenger RNA, 753 nt
Organism: Ylistrum balloti
Lineage: Eukaryota; Metazoa; Mollusca; Bivalvia; Pectinida; Pectinidae
Product: phosphatidylglycerol--prolipoprotein diacylglyceryl transferase-like
Exons: 3
Coding region: 32-352 (106 amino acids)
Source: RefSeq, a predicted model, not a curated record
UCAAAUCAAUUCUUAAACAUCUGUGAGCAAUAUGGGAUGCAGUAACAGUACCGCCGGGGCUGAUCCGACCAGCGUGCCUGCCACAACUGAAAACGGUGUAAACAAGCCAUCGGAAGACCCCCCAAGCCCACCGGCUCAGCAACAACAAGAAAGUACUGAAAAACCAGCAGAAAACACACAACAGCAGACGACGGAACCUGAACAAGCCACAGAGAAACCAAAAGCAGAGGCAGAACAGACUGCACAGACUGAACAGAAAGAGGAUACCCCUGUCACCCAGACUGAAGAACCAGCAGGACAGACAAACGAUGAACCACAGAAGAACGAACAAACGGAACAGGAACAAGCAUAGAGGGGUAUAAUAGUGGGAAUCACAGGAGUGAAAUUAGAUACAUUUUACCGAAUUCUGAUUCACAAUACUGAAGAUGAAGGCAGAGAUGACGAAGAGGCUGGAUAAUGAGAAGAGAUGUGUACAUUCCGUCCAGCAACUGUUUACAUUUAUAAUUGAUAGCUAUCAAAUGUAUCAUUUAUUUUUAUACAUGCACCAAAAAUCCUUGAAAGGUCGUAAUGCUACUGUCCCAGUUUUACCGCUGCAACUUAAAUGAUAUGAUCCAAGAGUUGUUUUUUUUCUGUAGUAUAACAUAAUCUAAGCGAAUGAAAUUUCUCUCUGCUCUAGAAUUACUUUUCAUAAAAGAAAAUAUUGAAAUAUAAGGUUACUAAUAAAACAAAGCUAUGAAACUCGAGGUAACUGAU